Messenger RNA from Triticum urartu, 2202 nucleotides. NCBI's taxonomy places the organism in Eukaryota, Viridiplantae, Streptophyta, Magnoliopsida, Poales, Poaceae. The record is from RefSeq and is a predicted model, not a curated record.
ACACCAUCCCUCCCAUCCUAGCUGAGAGGCUCGCGGUCGGAUCCGGCGUUUUACAUGUGAUCGGGGAGUUAGAAGAGCCCCCGCUCGUAGCUUUGCCCGGGGUCGCUGUCGCCGCCGGGUUUGCCUUUGUCGUCGGGCUCGCCGCAAGGCGCCCCUUCGCCUUCUCCGCCAUGGCUCGCACCUUGAAGGAGGAAGGCUACACCAGUCCGCGCCGAGGGAGACGCAGUCGCCGCCCCAGGCACCACCGUAAACUCACCACCCCCGUUACCAAAACCCUAACCCUAGCGCCGUCUGGGAGAUCGCCUCGCGAUCGCCCUUCAGUCGCCGCUUAACGUUUCGUACGUGGUGGACCCAAAUGCGCGUUGAUGUUGACUUAACGUACAGUGAUGGCACGCUUGGUGGUCCGUAUCAUCACCUUUCCUAUGGAUGGAGAAAGGUCGGCCGCAGUCAACGGCGCGCACGACCCCCUCAUUCCGCACGGCCAAACGUGCCGCACCCCGUCCCAUCACAUCCCCACCGUCCGUGGAGACACGCGUCGACCGAUCCACCGCGUCGCGGGCUUCUCUCUCCCAUUUCCCUCGCCCUUCUUCCGCUCCUUCCCACCGAAGCCACCACCGCCCACCCCUAAACCCGACCCUCCGCCCGCUUCCAGACCCUUCUCGAGCUCGCUCCCGCCUCUCGCCAUGGGGAAGAGCCGCCGCGGCGCAGGGGGAGGGGCGAGGGGGCCCGCGCCGGCGGCGAGCGCGAGCGACGUCCAGCGAGCCGCGGCGGCGCUCGCCCUCGCCGAAGCCGCCGCCCUCCACGGGUUCGAGGUCACCGACGUCGGUACCGGCGGCUGGUCGCCGCAGAUGCAGUUCCUCCUCGCGUGCUCGCAAGGCGACCUGCGCCGGGCCAAGGCCUUGGUAAAUGGCAUGGACAAGGAUGACAGGGAGUCGCUUGCCUCUGUGAGGGUCGAGGGCUGUGGGGCGUUGCAUUCCGCAGCAGGCGCGGGUGAUAUGGCCAUCUGCAGGUACCUGGUGGAGCAGCUUGGAUUUGAUGUCGACUCGGAUGCUAGCUCUGGUUCGACACCCUUGUCUUUCGCGGUGGCGCAUGGGGAAAUGACUGCUGCAAGGUAUUUUCUUGAAAAAGGUGCUAAUCCCAACACAAAAAGUUCCUCCACCGGCACGACUCCUCUGCAUGAAGCAGUAGCAACAGGCUGUGAUGAAAUUACACGACUGCUGCUAUCGAAAGGAGCUAAUGUUGAGGCACCUUCUCCUCAUGGGACACCUCUAGUUGCCGCUGCAGCCCAUGGGAAGUUCAAUGCUAUGAAGAUUUUGCUGGAGCACCAUGCAGAUCCGAACAAAGUCUCAUGGGACUUUGGUACACCCCUGACCACAGCACUCUAUGCUACUCCUGACAGAAUGAAUGAGUCCACUUGCUUAGCGUGCGUGAAACUUCUUGUCAAGGCUGGCGCGGAUGUCAAUUGUACAAUUCCUGAAACUCCAUUGGCAAUAGCAACUAACAAUGGUUUAACCACAUGCUUUAAAUACUUGUUGGAGGUUGGCGCCAAUAUCAAUGUUCCAGCUAACCAGGUUAAGAAAAGUGACAGUGAUAGCAAAGCUCCACUGAAAUCAAGCGGUGCAAAAGCUGUUAGGGGGAAGAACUAUGUUGCUGCAUCAAGAUUGUGUUCUGAGGUAUAUUGUUGUGCAAUCAUUUUCAAUGGCCCUCUUACUGAACAAGCUGUUGGGAGAGAACUGUUAUUUUAUAUUGCUAAUACAUCACAGUCAUGGACAUUAGAUGAGAAUAUAGCACUUGGCAUCCUAUGAAUGUACAUGUUCCCACUACUGGUUACUGAUUCCCACAUCUAAGAACGCCUUGUUGUGCUUCUAAAUAAUUGACCUGUAUAGCUGCAUAGGGUCGGGAGUUAAUAUACCAGCAAAUCCAAGUUACUGUUGAUUUGUGUCUUGUGUUUUGACUAAUUUUUAUAACCACUUUUUAAGUGUAUAUCAUUAAUUUUUAACAAUAUUUCAUUACUAAUAAAGGAAUGUAUUUAUUUUAACUGGUUCACUUGACUACUUCUAUCCUAUUUUCGGCCGGGUUUCAGCUAUUAACUUUGAUCAUUCUGAAGUUAUAAAAUUGAGCUGGGUUGGCUCGCUAGCUCACAUGCACCCAGGUGAAAGUAAAUUGAAAAAAAUAGAAAAAAAACGAGGAGAUCUAAAUUUU